Messenger RNA from Fusarium subglutinans, 2004 nucleotides. RefSeq lists its product as uncharacterized. The record is from RefSeq and is a predicted model, not a curated record. Gene Ontology annotation, molecular function: protein binding. Bases 1 to 2004 code for a protein of 667 amino acids. Gene Ontology annotation, biological process: transcription by RNA polymerase III. The transcript has 3 exons. Gene Ontology annotation, cellular component: transcription factor TFIIIC complex. Lineage: Eukaryota; Fungi; Ascomycota; Sordariomycetes; Hypocreales; Nectriaceae.
AUGAGAACUCGGAGGUCCAAUCGCACGAAGCGAUACACGGUAGAAAAGUACGACUUCGAAGGUAGUUCCGACGAAGAAGCUCUCGAUCGCGCUUCCAAGCACGCAGAACGAGAUGAAAACUUUGAUGAGGCUGCCGCUGCAGAAGAAAGUGCCGAAGAGCUCGCCCUCGGCCAAGACCACGACGAAAAUGAUGCGGAAUCCGACGGUCCUGUGAGCGAACCAGAUGGCGUUCUGGACAGAUUUGCGCGCCAACGUGUCAAGCCCAUCAGGCCCUUCAACGUUCGCGCAGCGGGCUUCACGGGAUACCUCGAUCUUGAGCCUGUGGCGGAUGGACGCAUUGUGAGAUCGUACUGGGGGCCCUACGACCGCGGUUUUAAAGGCAAGCAACUCGUUGAGGCAUGGUACGGACGUCAUGAGGAUGGUGUCAAGUUGGUUACGGGUAUGCUGGAUCGUUGGAUGGACUGGACAGUGCUUCCUCCGAAACUUCAGGAUGAUGAGGGACAGAAAGAUCGAGGUGUUUGGUCCCCUAGCUACUUCGAAAGGGAAGCUUACAGCGCCGAGCAUUGGUAUGAGCGCGUCAGGGAGAGUUUGCCGGAAGCGAACGCGAUGGUACUACUGUCGACCGAGGAAGUUCCACGAUACCAGUUUAAGAGAGAGCCAAUGCCAGUAUUAUUGGGGCCGCCCACAUCUCAACAAGAGGUCAAAUUCGAGCCUGGUGACGCAUACUCUAUAUCUCAAAAUGGCCUCCCAAUGCAAAACGACGACGCGCCCUUUGGGUGGAUUUUUGAUGCCGGCGGUAUCGUCACUGGUAUGGACUGGGCACCUCUGAACAACGCCAACUCGCCGCAACUUCUAGCCCUCUGCGUUAUUCCACAUUCCGAUCAGGAACUCUACGAUUACGAACAGGAAUCUUUGAAUCCAGAGUUCCAAAAGUACGGUACUGUGCAACUAUGGGAGUUCGUCGGAGAGAGGCAAGAGAAUGGCUUUGCUCGGCCUUCGAUGCAACCUCCAAUACUGCGCAAGACCAUAUGUCUCGAAUUUGGGCGGGCUCGAAGAGUGAAAUGGAGUCCUGCCUGCGGCUUCUUGGCCAUUCUUUGCGAUGAUGGGAACGUGUACGUGGUGGAGGCUGGUGACGGCGGAGGAGGAAAAAAGGUUGUGCAGCCAAUAGCUGUAUUUGGCUUCCCAGAUGAAGACGCCAAAGCGACAGCUCUUACAUGGAUCAACUUCAACCGGCUGGUAGUAGGAUACACUGACGGGUCUAUUGCUAUUUGGUCCCUCCGUCCCCAUCGCCUCCUAUCCCGACAUCCUGUCCACCACAACAUCGUGGUAGAUCUCGUCUCUGGCUAUCCAGCAAUGCCCUAUCUCGUUGCCUCAACCCCGGUCGGCGGAACUGUCAAGCUGCUUGACCUUCGUGCGCCAAGUUACGAAUCAACCGAAGUCCAGAACCUUACCGUCGGAACACAGCCAAAUCUGCUUGGAUACAGCGACCACCUGCUUGGCUUCUACUCCAUGUAUCCAUCUGCCGGUGUGCUGAAUACCCACAUCGGCUUCAUGCACCAUUCGCAAUUCCCUGUUGCGCGUCGCGUCUUUACGGGGGAAAGCUUCCCUUCCUGUCUGGCAGUCGGUCGAACCCAUCCAUAUCUCCUCGUCGGUUCUCUAGACGGCUCGCUGUGGGCUAUCAAUCCCCAGGUUGAGCUCUUCACCACAAGGCGUGAACCCACGGACCGUAUCAGAGUCUUCCAUCACGAACAUCGUCCCGCAAAGCUUUUCCCAGCUGAGUCACCGGCGGCGGCACGAGGAGUGUCAAGAAUAGCGACAGGCUUCAUAUUGGAGCGCAGCCUAACUAAGCAUUCAGCCCAUAAACCACCGGUCAAGAAAGGGAAGAAGCCAAAGAAGAAGGAUACCGACACAGCUGUCGGGGACGACGAAGAAGAAGGGGGCGCAAUCAUGGAUCCGACCCGAGCCAUCAUCUACGAGCCACUUACGAGGAUCACGGUCUGGUGA